UCAGCGGAACGCUGCCGGAAUCGAUCGAGUUAGCAAAUCGAAAACGUUAUGUAAACGUUUAUGUCCUUUCUAAAGUGGGAGUUUGGACCCGAUGGUGGUGACAGCUGUCAUAAAGACGAUAUAUUUGCGAGUUGACCCAUUUACACGUAAACAAUUGUUUUAGCGGUGAUCGUCGCUAACAAGCAACUCCCGCUGACGAAGCCGUUUCUCAUCUCGUCUCGCACGAUCGCUGUUCAAUUCGCCGAUCGUAUAUUUUCGACGUUUCGAACGACAACACACACUGUAAAGGAUGACAAUGGGCGAUGAGACUCCAGUUGUAUCACUGGUUCUUCCUGUCAUAUUAAGACCGAUACUAACCAAGCUGGAAAGGCAGAAUGUAAUGGCUGCACAAACUCUGCGCACAGCCCUUUCAAAAGCAGAGAGCUCGCAUCCUGGGAUUACGCAUGAUUUAAUUUUGGGCAUAAUACGCAGAGCAGAGCUUAAUCUUGAUAUGAAUGAGAGUGUCUUACGGUUGCAAGGUGCUGCUUCUGAUUACGAUGUUGUGGAAUAUCGUUCAGCUCGUUCAGAAGAUGCAUUUCAAGAAUUGAAUCGUAAAUCAACUUCCUUAAAAAGAAUUCUCAGCAGGAUUCCCGACGAGAUCACUGAUAGAAAGACUUUUCUGGAGACAAUCAAAGAAAUUGCAAGUGCGAUAAAGAAACUAUUAGAUGCUGUAAAUGAAGUUACCGCAUUUAUACCUGGUUCAGCUGGCAAACAAGCCUUGGAUCAACGUAAGAGAGAAUUUGUGAAGUACAGCAAAAGGUUCAGCAAUACAUUAAAAGAAUAUUUCAAGGAAGGACAAGCAAAUGCGGUAUUUGUGAGCGCAUUAUACCUAAUACAUCAGACAAACAUGAUUAUGCUCACAGUAAAGGAUAAAUAAUUUUAAGGAAGCAGAGGUGCUAAUAUUAUUAUGUCAUUAAGGCUGCUGAGUGGUCGCUGUGACUGUCUUUAAUGACAUGAGGAGAAUGAAAAUAAAUAUACGAUAUUUAUUUUCAUACUCUGAACUUCGACUCUUUCGUCGGUAAUGAUUCUCAAUUGCGACAGUUUGCUGCGUUCUCUCUAUUAUUUAUCAUUUUACGGCUAAGUACACACACACACACACACACACACACACACACACACACA
Messenger RNA from Dinoponera quadriceps, 1161 nucleotides. RefSeq names its product programmed cell death protein 10 (gene Ccm3). Gene Ontology annotation, molecular function: protein kinase binding. Lineage: Eukaryota; Metazoa; Arthropoda; Insecta; Hymenoptera; Formicidae. The transcript is spliced from 6 exons. Gene Ontology annotation, cellular component: Golgi apparatus; FAR/SIP/STRIPAK complex. Gene Ontology annotation, biological process: positive regulation of MAP kinase activity; regulation of Golgi organization. The record is from RefSeq and is a predicted model, not a curated record. Bases 290 to 916 code for a protein of 208 amino acids.